UUGCCUGCUUCCAUAAGAAAUCAGAAAGCUCUCUCUGUUUUCUUUUUCAAUUUUUGAUUCUUUAAAUGGUUAAAAUAAUUUCUUACUGCAUUUUUCUGUUAUUCUUUUUCCAAAUUUCUUCUCCCAACUCCAAGACGGAAUUAGUCAAAAAAACCACAACCCUUCUAAGAAGCCAGCUUUCCCUUCUUUAAUGGUCCUCGCAGACUACUAUAUAUAAUACCAUCUCAAGUUUCUGGAUCUACAACUCUCAAACCAGCUUUCAUCAGGGAACAAUUUCAGUACGUACCCAGAUAUUGAAAACUUGUUCCCUUAAGGUAGGAUCAAUCCCUUCAGACCUCUGCAAUCGAUAUCGUCUGUUUUCAUCAUAAUUCAGAUUAUUAGCCAUGGAUAGAUCUUUGAGAACUGCUUUGUUCUCUUGUAUUCUGCUUCUCUCUUUAUGUGUUCCAUCGUCUUUAUCUCAAACUUGCUCAAGCUAUACCUUCUCUAGCAAUCAAGUAUUUAGCAGUUGCAGUGAUCUUCCUGUGUUGAGUUCUUUCCUCUAUUGGAAUUACCAUCCAUCGAACCGCACAGCUGAUAUUGCGUUUCGCAAAUCUGGGGCAUCCACUGCCAAUUGGUACGUAUGGUCUCUCAACCCUAGCGGCCAACAGAUGAUGGGGUCACAGGCUCUUCUGGCUUUUCAUAACACCAGUAGCCUCCCUACAGCUUAUACCACCUCAAUAGACAGCAUGUCCCCGUCGAUGCAGCAGAGUAACUUGAGUUUUCAGGUCUCCAAUCUUAGAGCAGAGUAUACAAGUGGUGAUAUGAUAAUAUUUGCUACUCUGCAACUUGAUGAUAGGUUGUUAUCGACCAACCAGGUGUGGCAGGAAGGUCCCAUGAGUGGAGCUACUUUUACUGCUCAUUCCAUGGAUUCAGCGAACAAAGCAUCAGUAGGGACUAUAAAUUUUGAGACUGGAACAACAGUUGCCGGAACUGCCCGAUCAAGCAGUAAGAAGAAUGUUCAUGGGGUACUAAACGCAGUGAGCUGGGGAGUUCUGAUGCCUAUGGGAAUCAUUAUAGCUAGGUACUUGAAGGUGUUCGAGGUAGCAAAUCCAGCAUGGUUUUACCUACAUGCUGCUUGCCAAUCCUCUGCCUAUAUAAUUGGGGUUGCUGGAUGGGGAACUGGUCUUAAACUCGGCAGCGAUUCUCCCGGAAUCAAGUACAGCAAGCACAGGAACAUCGGCAUAACCCUCUUCUGCUUUGCAACCCUUCAGGUAUUUGCCUUGCUGUUGAGGCCAAAGCCAGAUCAUAAAUAUAGACUAUACUGGAACAUCUACCACCAUUCUAUUGGAUAUGCAACCAUCGCUUUGAGCAUCGUCAACAUUUACGAGGGAUUUGACAUUUUGGACCCUGAGAAGAAAUGGAAAAAGAUUUACACUGGAAUUAUCAUAUUCUUGGGCGCCGUCGCAGCUCUCCUGGAAGUUUUCACAUGGAUCAUAGUCAUCAGAAGGAAGAAAACAGCCAGCUUCGACAAGCAUGCCAAUGGAACAAACGGGACUAAUGGAUAUAGUGCUUAGAGCACAGCACACAAUGUAACAUACGACAUAUUUAUCACUCUAGGUUGUCUUCCCUUUUUUUUUUAAUUUUUUGGUAUAAUACAUAGAUUUACUUGUAUCUUUGUAGGGGUUAUUUGUAUUAGAAAGGUAUUUUGGGGGUGAUUUGAGAAUACGGUAGCAUUUGGGGUAUAUGAGAUAGACUGGAUGUACUUGUUGCAUACUGAGAUAUUUGAUUGCACUGUUCACAUUUGUUUC
This is a messenger RNA of Hevea brasiliensis (rubber tree), 1787 nucleotides long. RefSeq names its product cytochrome b561 and DOMON domain-containing protein At5g35735. Bases 384 to 1553 code for a protein of 389 amino acids. Lineage: Eukaryota; Viridiplantae; Streptophyta; Magnoliopsida; Malpighiales; Euphorbiaceae. The record is from RefSeq and is a predicted model, not a curated record. The transcript is spliced from 3 exons.